This is a messenger RNA of Acaulospora morrowiae, 384 nucleotides long. The record is from the annotation of a GenBank genome assembly. Lineage: Eukaryota; Fungi; Glomeromycota; Glomeromycetes; Diversisporales; Acaulosporaceae.
AUGGUGUGGGAAUACGGGUAUUAUAACAAACACUUGGAAGCAUUACUAGAUUUAGAACAAGAACGAAUUUCAUGGCCACAAGGAUCACGAUUAGCGACAAUAAUACAAGGAUUUGAAUAUGGAAAAACUGAAUUUGGAAAUCACAAAUUGUCCAAUGUUAUUGAUGCAAUGGAUGAAUCUCAUAUACCUAUUCGUGCACCUUCUAAAAAUGGUUCACGUUAUAUAAAUUGUAAAAGCUUUCAUUCGAUUAAUCUUCUUGGAGUUGUUGAUCAUCAAGGACGUUUUAUUUAUAUACAUGUUGGAGAAGCAGAAAUUUCUUUGCAUCCAGAACAAUGGGUUCCAGGUGGUAUACAUAUUAUUGCAGAUGCAGCAUAUCCUUUAUGA